AUGCCUGCUCGCGUCAAUGGCUCGGCCAAGCCUCGGUUUGAGCUUCCCGCGCUCGACUUGAACUUCGGGAGCAUCACCGACGGCACCAAUAUCCCCCCUCCUCCAGAUUCGCCCAAGGUGCCCACGCCGCCCCAGACACCUCCUCCGACAAAGAAGACCGACUCCGCCGUGGUCAGUGGGCAUGAGACCGACAAGUCUACACCACCAAACAAUGGUAAUAUUGCCGGAACCAAACGACCCGCGGAUGAGGCGCCCCUGAGCCCCGCUGGCUCUGCUAGACAGGGCAGCCUCCGCAAACUACUUAGUAGGAAUAUGCUGAACACUAGUUUUGUAGAGGGCAAUGCGGCUUCGAUGGACAAUGGUAGCCUGGCCGCCGGUAGCAGACCUCCUAGCCGCGGCGGCAGCAGCGUCAUGGGCGGACGAAAAUCGAGGCGGAGUAGCUGGUUUGGCCUCUUCAAAAGCGGCGAAUCCAAGCGAUCAAGCAUCUUGUUUGAUGAUGUCCCUUCACCUCGAAAACCAACCGGGCCUCCCCCACCGAUGAUCCCGGAGCUUAAGGACCUCGAAAAAGAUGAAGGAAGCCUGGGGAAUGACCUCUUUAAAAACAUCAAGUGA
This is a messenger RNA of Metarhizium robertsii ARSEF 23, 612 nucleotides long. RefSeq lists its product as uncharacterized. NCBI's taxonomy places the organism in Eukaryota, Fungi, Ascomycota, Sordariomycetes, Hypocreales, Clavicipitaceae. The record is from RefSeq and is a predicted model, not a curated record. The transcript has a single exon. Bases 1 to 612 code for a protein of 203 amino acids.